GUGGCUAUCAGUGUACGGAGUCGAUGACGCGCGAGAACUUUGUUGACGAUGCAUCAGCGCAGCUCGUCGGACGAAGAAGAUAGCCCUAAGCCAUGAUCGUUUGUUUUUGCCGUGGUGCGCCAAAUUCGCUGAUCUCGAGUCGCUUCUGAUAACUAUAACAAUCAUAUUAUCAUCAUCAUAUACCCGGUUACGCGGACUCUGUGGUGUUUACUAUUGAGUGUUAUACCGUGGCUUGGCCAAGGGUGUUCCGCGUAUGCGUGCACGAUAAAAUAAAGUAAUUACAAGUAGAAUUAGUCACUGGUGGUGCGCGACAAUAAAUCGUAGACGCGCGAAAGCUCAAGUGGAGCUUUUGCUGAAGAAACCACUGCUCCUGCUUACCUGGUUAUCAAAGUGUGGUCCAAGUGCCACCACCACGACGGGGUAAAUCGGCGCAAGCAGCAGAUAGACAGCUGCAGUUAUGGGCGACGGAUCGGCGUUCACGUGAUAGAAGCCGCUCGUAGAGGCGAGGGUGGGAGAGAAGGCUGGACCGUUUCUCUACAUCUCUCGUUUCGGGGGAGUGCGCGAUUGGGGGUGGCUGCUGAUUGUUGACGCUUGCCAAUAAUAAUAACGAAUGAUGAUGAUGAUAAGCACACUCGCGUCAGUGAUGGAGGGAACAGCAACCAUCAACACAAGAAGAAACAGUGGCACAAGGGAGACAAGAUGCAGUUGGUGGCGUUGGUGGUGGCGGCAACGGCGGCUGGAAGUCCCGGUGCUGGUGAUGCUGCUGCUCGUACUGGUGGACCAGGACGAGGCAGGAGUCGCGGCGGUGACGGCGGUAGCGGGUGGUGGCCCGUGUCACUGGUCAGCCGAAAUCAACGAGACACGCGCGGCCUACUGCACACUCCGUACCCUCGAUCCUCCCAGCUUGGUAGAUCUGUCGGCCUCGCUCGAGGGUGCCCUCAAGCUUCGGCUGGGCUGCAGUAGCGCGCAUCAUUUCGAGAGCACGAUCAGCGCCGAGAGUUGGCAACGAUUGACCGGCCUGCACGAUCUUGUACUAGAGGACUGUCUUCUUUCGAUCAAGAAGGACAGCUUCCGACCGCUCGGUGAACUGAAGCGGCUUGCUGUGCGCACUUUGAACAUCGAGUGGUCGGUGUCCCGGAGUUUGGAGCUCGAGCCCGAGGCCUUUACGGGUCUGCGGGAGCUCCAGGCGCUGGAAAUUUCUAGCAACCUGCGCUCCCUGCCGGCUGGUCUGCUUUGCGGCCUGGGCAAUCUUCAAGUGCUCAAUCUUACCGGAAACCAGUUUAGCAACGUCAGUGAUUUCGGGUUUUCCACCGUCGCGGCAGCAGCAUCCUCGGUCGUUCCCCAGGAGUGCCAUCCAGACAUACGGGUGCUCGAUCUCUCGCGCAACGAAUUGACCUCCCUACCGGAAGACAAUUCUUUGUCGGCUUUUAGGGGACUGAGUGAUCUAUUUUUACAGCACAACGGCCUGACUGAUAUUCAUUCCGAUUCGUUGACGGGCCUGGCGAGCUUAAGAAUAUUAAACGCCAGUUACAAUAGUCUUUCCAGCCUGCCGCAGGCCUUGUUCGCGGGGACUCGCGACUUGAGAGAGAUCCACUUUCAGUACAACAGUUUGACCACGAUACCUCGUGGCACUUUCACUCGGCUCGAACAGUUGCUCGUGCUGAAUCUGUCCGGCAAUCGAUUGAAAAGCGACUCCGUCAACGACACGACCUUCAACGGCCUCAUCCGAUUAAUAGUCCUCGAUCUGUCUUUCAACGAGCUGACCCACAUAAGCGAGUUUAUGUUCAAGGAUUUGUUUUUCCUGCAAAUUUUGGAUCUCCGGAACAACUCCAUCGGUCACAUCGAGCCCCACGCCUUCCGGCCUCUCUACAACCUGCACACCCUGGAACUCUCCGACAACAGGCUGCACGCCAUAGGGCCCCAACUCUUUAACGGGCUCUUCGUCCUCAAUCGGCUCACUUUAUCGGGCAACAUGAUAUCCAGCCUGAAGAUCGCGCCUCUGGCGUUCCGCAACUGCUCCGAUCUCAAGGAGUUGGAUCUCAGCAGCAAUCAACUGACGAGCGUGCCCGAGGCCCUGCGCAACCUCAACUUCCUCAAGACCCUGGACCUCGGCGAGAACCGCAUAACCGAAUUCCAUAACGGCUCGUUCGCGAAUCUCCAUCAGCUCACCGGGCUGCGUUUGAUCGGCAACGAGAUCGGCAAUCUGACGCGCGGCAUGCUCUGGGACCUGCCGAACCUGCAAAUCCUCAAUUUGGCACGGAACAAGAUCCAGCACGUCGAACGCGACACGUUCGAGCGCAACACGCGACUGGAGGCCAUUAGGCUCGAUGGUAAUUUUCUCUCGGACAUAAACGGCGUGUUUGCCGGCAUCACGAGUCUGCUGCUGCUCAAUCUAUCCGAAAAUCACAUAGAGUGGUUCGACUACGCCUUCAUACCGAGCAACCUCAAGUGGCUCGACAUUCACGGCAAUUUCAUCGAGAAGCUCGGCAAUUACUACAUGAUCCGGGAUCAAAAAGUGCGCACCUUGGACGCGAGCCACAAUCGGAUCACCGAACUGACUCCUCUCUCGGUGCCCGACAGCGUCGAGCUGCUGUUCAUCAACAACAACUACAUAAGCACCGUGAGGCCCAACACCUUCGUCGGAAAGACCAACUUGACGCGCGUCGACAUGUACGCCAACAUGAUCGAGACCAUGGAGUUGGCCGCCCUUCGGCUGAGCAGUCCAUCGGGACCAUCGUCGUCGUUGUCUCCUGGUAGCGACGCUGAGGAAGCCAUCAAGCAACCCCUGCCCGAGUUCUACUUGGGUGGCAAUCCCUUCAACUGCAACUGCUCGAUGGACUGGCUGCCGGUGAUAAACAACAUGAGCGCGCAACAGCGCCAGCAUCCACGGGUCAUGGACCUCGAGAACGCAAUGUGCCGCAUCACCGGUCCCCGGGGCACCGCCGUGGUGCCGGCCAGCUCGGCCCGGCCCGAGCAGUUCCUCUGCCGUUAUGAGGCCCACUGCUUCGCCCUCUGCCACUGCUGCGACUUUGACGCCUGCGACUGCGAGAUGACCUGUCCCUCGGACUGCAAGUGCUACCACGAUCAGACCUGGAACACCAACGUUGUGGACUGCUCGGGCCUGGGCAGCCGGGACAUACCGAGGCGGAUACCGAUGGACGCGACCGAGGUCUACCUCGACGGGAACGAUCUGCGCGAGUUGCAGAACCACGUGUUCAUCGGUCGCAAGAACAUGCGCGUGCUCUACGUCAACGCCUCGGGCAUCGAGUCGAUUCAGAAUCGGACGUUCAACGGCCUGAACAACCUUCAAGUGCUGCACCUCGAGGACAACCGUAUUCAAGAAUUGCGGGGCUUCGAGUUUGAGCACUUGGCCCAUCUGCGCGAGCUCUACCUUCAAAACAACGUCAUCAGCUUUAUCGGCAAUUUGACGCUGUUGCCCUUGCGCUCGCUCGAGGUGCUCAAGCUGCACGGCAAUCGGCUCGUCACCUUUCCCGUCUGGCAGGUCGGGCUCAACGCCCGCCUGACCGAGUUGUCCCUCGGCUCGAAUCUCUGGUCCUGCCGGUGCAAGUUCCUCCAGGAGUUGACUGCCUGGAUGUCGGAGAACGCGCACAAGGUGGUGGAUGCCACCGAUGUCUGGUGUUACAACAACGAGGUCCGACCGGCCUAUCGGCGCAAGUUAGACGUCAACGAGACCGCCUGCUCGGACUACUUUGCCCAGGGUGGCUCCGGUGGGGUCAUCGAGAGCCUCGUCUCGGACUACCUGCCGACCCUCGCGGCUACUCUCUCCGUCGUACUGCUGCUACUCGUGCUCGGCGUCAUGGGCUUCAUAUUCCGCGAGCCGGUGCGCACCUGGGCCUACUCGCGCUACGGGGUACGCUUCCUUGCCAAGGCGCAGGCGCCCGAGGACAAGGAGCGCCUCUACGACGGCUACGUGUGCUACAGUCCCAAGGACGAGGACUUUGUCCUCCACAGUCUGGCCGCCGAGCUCGAGCACGGGGUCGAGGGCCUGAGGCUCUGCCUUCACCACCGAGACUUGCCCUGCCUGCGUGCAGCCGCCCCCGUGGUGCUCGAAGCCGCCGAGGCCUCGCGGCGCGUCCUCGUCGUACUAACGCGCAACUUCAUGCAGACCGAGUGGGCGCGCUUCGAGUUCCGGGCGGCCAUGCACGAGGCGUUGCGAGGCCGGCCGGGCCAAUUGGUCGUCAUCCAAGUCGGCCCGGUCAGCCACGAGCUCGAGACGGACCUCGAGCUCAGGCCCUACCUCCACACGGCCGUCAUCCUGCGCUGGGGCGAGCGUAAGUUCUGGGAGCGGCUGAGGUACGCCCUACCACCGGGUGACGCGCUCGGGCGCAAGACAUCAUCGCUCUACCGGCGCAACGUCAACACGUACACCCUCGAGGGUAGGCCAGAGAAGCCGGUGCCGUCUCCUGCUCACCACCACCACCACCACCAACAGCAGCAGCAGCAGCAGCAGCACCUCCACCACCACCAUCACCAUCUGCAUCAUCAUCAUCCGCACCUUCAUCAUCAGCAGCAGCAGCAGCAGCACCACCACCCGCUCUUCAAAGACUCGACGGGGACAGCGGUGACUGCCGAACUGAUGCAGGCACCACCUGCUUACUCGAGCACGGCCAUCCUCGGGCACCAGCAACCGCAGGGCGGUGUUACCGUGGCGGGUGGCAAUAACAACGGCUCGCAAGCAGGCAACGGGAGCUCGAGUCCGGGCCAGUCGACGAGCCCGAGUCCACGGCUGACGAUGAACAGGGCCUACCAGGAUAAUCCAGGUGCCGAUGGGCUCAACGACGCCACCAGGAGGCCGCUGUCCGAGCACAUCUACUCCUCCAUUGACUCGGACUACUCGACCCUCGAGCGGCAGACGCACGCCUGGAGGCAACAGCACACACAGCAGUCGAAGCCACAGUCGGGCCAGGCCUACCUGGUCUAAGGGCUCUCUGCGAUUACGGCAACUGUUUUUGUUGUUGUUGUUGUUGUUGUUGUUGUGAUGGACUCAAGAGAGAAAAAUCACGCUCGAUAUUUAGUGCGCGCGCGUGGAGCGAUGCCUAUGUGUGUGUGUGUACGUGUUGUUACUGUUGGUUCGCGUUUCUACGAUAUGCCUAUAUAUACUACCGUGUAUACUAAGGGGCACCGCGAUACUCGCCAAUUCUUUCGCGGUACACCUACCUAUCACUUAUCUUGCCUCAUUUUCUCUAUACGCGCUACAAGAGUGUUGUUGCUCGAAUAUAUUGUUUUUUUUUUUUCUUCGUCCUACGUUGCGAUGCUACACUGUGUAUAUAUAUAAAUUAUAUAGUCGCCGAUCGGAUAAUGAUUGUAAAGCAUUUUUCAGCUUUUCUUUUUUUUCUUUUUGUUUUCUUUUUUUUUUUUUUUUUUUGUGUUCGAACGAGUUGAAGUGCGCUGUUCCGCGAAAAGACGAUAAACACGAAAGACGAAAAAAUCCUUCGAAAGUGAUGCUGUCACUUUUUACAUCGACACGACUAAAGGUGUUGCGUAGCAGAAGAAACGAAUAAAUAAAUGAAACAAGACUUGAAUCAAAAAAAGAGUGAGUGCGCUGAAAUUCCUUGACGCGACGUCGCUGUUGAGCGGUGAUUGAGAAGAAUAAGUGAAAUAAGUGAGAUUUAUUUUUUUGUCCUCGCGGUUCGUUUGUCUUUCAUCUGCGGAUCAGUCGAUGGCCCACCUCGCUGAACUAUAUACUUGUGCAACUGCCAUGAGACGUAAAAAAGCUGAACAAAUUCUUGUGAAGAUGUUUUGUGUGUUCGUGUAAAUAUGCUUUGGCUCGCAAAAUUAAUAACGUUAAGAAGAAAAGAAAAGAAAAAAAAAGAAAAAAAAAAGGGAAAUUCUACGUGUUUGCUUUAAUAGAAUGCAUCGCGCGAAUGACGGUGUUGCCUCGACCACGGUGACCGAUUUCGUGUAUAAUAAGCGCUGGUUGUAUAUUAUACUUAAAGAAAAGAAAGAUGGAAAAAACAAAAAAAAAAAAAAA
Copidosoma floridanum is the source of this 5992-nucleotide messenger RNA. RefSeq names its product Toll-like receptor 7 (gene Toll-7). Lineage: Eukaryota; Metazoa; Arthropoda; Insecta; Hymenoptera; Encyrtidae. The record is from RefSeq and is a predicted model, not a curated record. Gene Ontology annotation, biological process: long-term memory; signal transduction. Gene Ontology annotation, cellular component: plasma membrane. Gene Ontology annotation, molecular function: protein binding.